Molecule: messenger RNA, 825 nt
Organism: Scomber japonicus (chub mackerel)
Lineage: Eukaryota; Metazoa; Chordata; Actinopteri; Scombriformes; Scombridae
Product: gastrula zinc finger protein XlCGF8.2DB-like
Exons: 1
Coding region: 31-825 (264 amino acids)
Biological process (GO): regulation of transcription by RNA polymerase II
Molecular function (GO): DNA-binding transcription factor activity; RNA polymerase II cis-regulatory region sequence-specific DNA binding
Source: RefSeq, a predicted model, not a curated record
UCACAUCUUCAUCAAACACUAACUGAACAGAUGGAAACAGAAGCUGAUGGAGAGGACUGUGGAGGAUCAGAACCAGACAGGAACUCACAUCCAGAUACACAUUUACAACCUGAUACUGAUGACAAGACUCCAGACUCUUUAAGGACUGAGACUGAUAACAGUGAUGAAUGGAAGGAGAGCAGUGAAGCUCAGUCAGAUUUAAAGUCUCCUGUGAGUUUUAAAACUAGAAAGAAAUUAUUUAGCUGCUCCGAGUGUGGUAAGAAAUUUAGCCAAAAAGGACACUUGGUCAUACACCUGAGAAUGCACACAGGGGAGAAACCUUUCAGCUGCUCAGUUUGUGGUAAAAGACUAGUAUGUAAAGGAUCUCUUAGGAGACAUAUGUUGAUUCACACUGGAGAGAAACCCUUCAGCUGUUCACUUUGUGGUAAAUCUUUUACUCAGUCAGGUCUGGAGUACCACCUGAAAACUCACACAGGAGAGAAACCCUUUAGUUGCUCAAUUUGUGGUAAAAAAUUUCCAAUCAUGGGGUCUCUCAGAAAACAUAAGAGAAUUCACACAGGAGAAAAACCCUUUAGUUGUUCAAUUUGUGCUAAAAGAUUCAAUCGGAAGGUGACUUUGCAGCAUCAUAUGAGAAUCCACACAGGAGAGGAAACAUUUAGCUGCUCUGAAUGUGGUAAACAAUUCGCUUUCAAACGAUAUCUGCAGAGACACUUGAGAAUCCACACAGGAGAGAAACCAUUUAGCUGCUCCUUUUGUUGUUUUAGGUUUAAUAAAAAGGCAAAUCUGCACAGACACAUGAGAAUUCAUUCAAGAGAAACUGUUUAA